Solanum lycopersicum (tomato) is the source of this 2529-nucleotide messenger RNA. Its product is annotated as rop guanine nucleotide exchange factor 14. Gene Ontology annotation, molecular function: guanyl-nucleotide exchange factor activity. The record is from RefSeq and is a predicted model, not a curated record. NCBI's taxonomy places the organism in Eukaryota, Viridiplantae, Streptophyta, Magnoliopsida, Solanales, Solanaceae.
GGGACCAUUACUAUGAUUGGUGUCACAAAUCUUUAAUUUAUUUAUGGACCAUACAUGAUAAGUAUUCUGUUUUGAUUGGUUUUUGGAACUGUUACUUUUUUAUUUCUGUCUUUUUGGGGCACACUGGAAUGGUAAGCUUGGACUGUGAAGUUUGCUAAAAUUGACUUGUUGAGAGUUACAUGUAACUAAACAUUAAAAAAUAGUAAUCAGUUUAAAUGAACUUCAAAAGGGUGUUUGGUUUUGAAAUUUAGGAACAAAUUUUAGUGAGGGGUUUGGUUUAAUUGUUGAGCCAAACAUCUAUUGAAAACAAACUUUCUAUUUUAAAUGUUUGUGUACAUGCUACCUUUUAUAGACCUAAUUUGUCAAAUUACACGAAAUAUGUUAUUGUUGUUGGUUUGGUUAAAUUGUGUGUUAGCUAAAAUAUUCAAGUGCUUUCAUUUUCUUACUCCACUUCUUUCUGGGGAUAAGAGGAUUAGUGUGGUAGCUUUUACUUCAAAGCACAAUAAUAAUGACAAGUGUGUUUGUUGAACAGCAUCUUUUUGAGAUAAUUCCAGUUAUUUGAAGUACAUUUUGGUCUAAAGGGUAAUCAAGAUUGCUAAAGAUGGUAAUCAUGAGGAGUAGACUCGCCUGCUGUACAAGAGAUAGAGAGAUCAGCAUUGACUUUGAUGAAAAUCAGAGAAUUACAACAUAUGAUGGUCUUGAAAGUAUUUUGAACAGUCAGCCGUAUGACAAUCAAAGUGUCACUAGCAGAGGUGAUGGAGGUGUUACAGAUUCCUUGGAUGAUGAUGACUCAAGCAGCAGUUCUAGCAAUAAUGUUUUUGGAUCUUUCUCGUCUCACUGGACAACAAUGAAGAGGGAUGAUCAGGGAUCCGAGGAGUGGGAUUUCUCAGCAAGCCCAAAACAUUACUAUGUAAAAGAAAAACCGAUUUAUACCACCCAGUUUUCUGAUUUGGAAACAAUGAAAGAAAAAUUUGCAAAGUUGUUGCUGGGGGAGGAUGUGACUGGAGGAAGCAAGGGGGUUUCCACUGCAUUAGCACUGUCAAAUGCCAUUACAAAUCUUGCAGCAUCAGUGUUUGGAGAACUUUGGAAAUUGGAGCCACUUGCGGAGGAUGGGAGAAGGAAAUGGAAGAGAGAAAUGGAGUGGUUGCUCUCUCCUACCAACCAUAUGAUUGAGUUGGUUCCUGCUAAACAAACUGGUUCUAAUGGCCAGAAAUUGGAGAUCAUGGUCCCAAAAGCUCGUGCAGAUAUCCAUAUGAAUCUUCCAGCACUUCAGAAGUUGGACUCCAUGCUUCUUGAAGCUCUGGAUUCAAUGGUUAAUACUGAGUUUUGGUACACGGAAGUGGGUAGCCGAGCAGAAGGAAGAAGUAGAAGUGCUGGGGAGAGCAAAAGGUGGUGGCUUCCGUCACCCCAGGUACCCAUAGCAGGGCUCUCUGACCCUGAAAGAAACAAAUUGUUGAAUCAGGGUAAAUUGGUGAAUCAAAUAUAUAAGGCAGCUAAAGCUAUCAACGAAAAUGUUUUGUCUGAGAUGCCUGUUCCAACAAUCAUUAAAGAUGCACUUCCAAAGUCUGGAAGGACAAGUCUUGGGGAGGACCUUUAUAGGAUCCUGAAUGCAGAAUCAACAUCAAUGGAGGAUAUGCUCAAUUUCCUUAAUGUAAGAUCUGAACACAAUGCCCUUGAAGCUGUUAACAGGUUGGAGGCUGCAAUACUUGCAUGGAAAGAGAAAGUAGCUGACCAUGUCUGUGGAAAAUCUCCAGCUCGAACAUCUUGGUCUUUCAAAAAAGAUCCAAUAUCUGAACUGGACAAGAUUGAGGUAUUAUCGAGCAGAGCAGAAGCUCUUCUGCAGCAACUCAAGAAUAAAUACCCAAACCUUCCUCAGACAUUCCUCAAUGUCACAAAGAUCCAAUAUGGCAAGGAUAUUGGGUGUUCAAUUCUUGAAGCAUACUCUCGUGUUCUGUUGAACUUGGCGUUCAGCAUCCUGACUAGGAUAGGAGAGAUUCUGCAAGAAGACAUUUUGAGCAAUCCCAAUUCGCCUGCGGCUUCAUGCCACCUUCCUGGCAUAAGAAUUGCAGGAUUGACAGAUAGUCCCAUAUCUAGUCGUGUGAGGCACUCGUUGAUUGAUCAGAUGAAUAAAACAGAUGGACGUUGUUGUGAUUCUCGUCGUACCAAUGCUUCUGAUAUAGAUAUUGAGUUUGCUGAUUCAAGAUUAAGUUCAGUAACAGCAACGCCAAGCCGAAGAGUGUGGUGCAUAGGCAGAAAAGCUUGUAGCAGCAUGUCUGCUGCAAACUCACCUUGAUAAGCAGAGUUUUAUUUUAUUAGUCUUUAUGUAGAUAUCUAUAUAAUAUCAUUUCCAUGUCAAAACAACAGCCUUAUAGCUUGAGGCUGAGUUUUCAUGGGUUAUCAUUGGAAACUUGCCCUCAUUUACAACAUACAAAUCGAGUUGAGCAUUAUCAAGCUCCCGUUUGAUUGUAGAUUCUAAAGUUGAAACUUGAAAAAGUAAACUUUUGAAGUUGUUAUUCUUAAAACUUGAAA